AGCCCUUCACUCUUCAACUGAAUGCGUGCUUUAUUCAAUCCACAAACUGGAGAUCAUCUUAAGCAAGAGUUGUCAUGCCGUUCGGUUUGGUUUCAGCGUGGAAUAAGCGCCGCAGAAGCAAGUCCGAGGAUCACAUCAAUCCUUGGGUAUAUAAACCGGUGGAGUGUUGGAAAAUUGACGGCAGCGCUCCACCUGCAAAAAGACACCAUGGAUCAGCAGUUUUCACGCUUAAAGAAAUGGAAGAGGCAACACAUUCUUUCAGUGAACAAAAUCUACUUGGGAAAGGAGGAUUUGGUCGAGUCUACAAGGGUACUUUACGGUCUGGAGAGUCACAGAUUGUAGCAAUCAAGAAAAUGGACCUACCGUCAUUUAAAGCAGCAGAAGGGGAACGCGAAUUCCGGGUGGAAGUUGAUAUCUUAAGCAGAUUGGACCAUCCCAAUCUUGUAUCUUUAAUAGGCUAUUGUGCAGAUGGGAAGCAUAGGUUCUUGGUUUAUGAAUAUAUGCCACGAGGGAAUCUGCAAGACCACUUGAACGGUUUGUUUGUUUGUGAAUUCUGCACUACUUCUCAAACUUUUGUGCUUGAAGAUGUAUUAGUCUUACAACAGCUUCCAGGUAUUCGAGAACUGAAGAUGGAUUGGCCUUUGAGACUCAAAGUGGCUCUUGGAGCAGCAAGAGGACUUGCAUAUCUCCAUUCCAGUUCUGCUGUCGGAAUUCCUAUUGUACACCGAGACUUCAAAUCAACCAAUAUCCUGCUAGACAACAACUUUGAAGCCAAGAUUUCAGACUUUGGACUUGCAAAGUUGAUGCCAGAGGGCCAGGAAACCUGUGUAACAGCAAGAGUGCUGGGUACUUUUGGCUACUUUGAUCCAGAAUAUACGUUGACAGGAAAACUCACUUUACAAAGUGAUGUUUAUGCAUUUGGAGUGGUUCUGCUAGAGCUUUUGACUGGACGGAGAGCAGUUGACCUGAACCAAGGACCAAAUGAUCAGAACUUAGUACUGCAGGUUAGGCACAUAUUGAAUGAUAAAAAGAGGUUGCGCAAGAUAAUUGAUCCAGAUAUGAGCAGGAAUUCAUAUACAAUGGAGUCUAUAGCCAUGUUUGCUAGCCUUGCAUCACGCUGUGUACGAAUUGACAGUACUGAACGGCCCUCAAUGAUAGAAUGCGUUAAGGAGCUCCAACUAAUUGUCUACACAAAUUCAAAGGGACUAGGGAUGACACUGCAUACUUUCAGAAUGAUUUAAACAAACAACAAUCUUUUUCAUACAAAAAUUAGAGAUGCAUCAUGAUACACCGUGUAAAUGAUCUUCCAGCUAAGAAGACUGUACUGCAACCUAGAAUCUUCAAAGUUCAAGAAAUUCUUAAGAUUUUUACAAGCAACCCUCAGUUUAUUGAUUGGUCAUAUAUGAUAAACAUACUCAUAGGUGUCUGAAGGAAGAUGGUAUUUUUAUAAUUUAAUGACUCAAAAAGAGUUUCUGAUAGACAGCCGGAAGCAUCAGGUGUCAUAUUUUUCCUUCUUUUUUUUUCCUCUUUUAGCUUCACCAUUUUCUGAUAAGGUAUUUCUCUCGUGUAAUUUGAAGAUUUGUACAACAAUGUGAAUAAAAUCUGAGACAUUGCUCGUCUUUUCCUUA
Coffea arabica (coffee) is the source of this 1628-nucleotide messenger RNA. Its product is annotated as probable serine/threonine-protein kinase PBL28. NCBI's taxonomy places the organism in Eukaryota, Viridiplantae, Streptophyta, Magnoliopsida, Gentianales, Rubiaceae. The record is from RefSeq and is a predicted model, not a curated record. Gene Ontology annotation, biological process: protein phosphorylation. Gene Ontology annotation, molecular function: ATP binding; protein kinase activity.